UCGCCGCUGCCCCCGAUGAACUGCUUCCGCCGCGCCCUCCUCCUCCGCCGGGGCCUCUCUUCUGCGGCGGAGCUACCUCCGCCCCGCCCAUCCGCCGGCCGCCGCGUGGUCGUGACGGGGCUCGGCGCUGUGACGCCGCUCGGCCGCGGCGUCGGUACCACCUGGGACCGCCUCGUCGCCGGCGAUUGUGCGGUGCGCGCGCUCACCGCGGAGGACCUUCGCCUCACCGGGGACGCCGCGGGGAGGACGCUGGAGCAGCUGCCGUCUAGGGUCGCCGCCGCCGUGCCGCGCGGGAAGGCCCAGACCGAGUUCGACGACGAUGCGUGGACCAAGGAUAGUAAAUCUAUAUCGGGAUUUAUAGCAUAUGCUCUGUGUGCAGCUGAUGAGGCUCUGAGAGAUGCAAAUUGGCUGCCUUCUGAAGAUGACAAGAAGGAACGAACGGGUGUUUCAAUUGGCGGGGGAAUCGGAAGCAUCUCAGACAUUUUAGAUGCAUCACAGAUGAUCACUGAAAAUCGUGUACGUCGCCUCAGCCCAUUCUUCAUCCCCAAGAUUUUGAUCAACAUGGCAUCAGGUCAUGUCAGCAUGAGAUAUGGUUUCCAGGGUCCAAACCAUGCUGCUGUGACAGCUUGUGCCACAGGCGCUCACUCUAUUGGUGAUGCUACACGGAUGAUUCAAUUUGGAGAUGCUGAUGUGAUGGUAGCUGGAGGAACCGAAUCUAGUAUUGAUGCUUUGUCUAUAGCUGGAUUUUCUAGGUUGAGGGCAUUGUCCACAAAGUAUAACUCUCUUCCACAAGCGGCUUCGAGACCAUUUGAUUGUGGUAGAGAUGGAUUUGUGAUCGGUGAAGGUUGCGGAGUCAUGGUGUUGGAGGCACUUGAUCAUGCAAUGGAACGAGGUGCAAAAAUUUAUGCUGAAGUUCGAGGAUAUGGCAUGUCUGGUGAUGCACAUCACAUAACUCAGCCACAAAAUGAUGGUAGAGGUGCCAUCUUAGCCAUGGAGCGGGCACUGGAGCAGUCAGGGCUUCAGGCAGAUCAAAUUGAUUAUUUGAAUGCGCAUGCGACAUCAACUCCUCUUGGUGAUGCUGUGGAGGCGACUGCAAUCAAAUCUGUCUUUGGCCAACACGCGACAUCCGGUGGUCUUGCGUUAUCCUCAACAAAGGGAGCCAUCGGCCAUCUGCUAGGGGCAGCUGGUUCAGUGGAGGCAAUAUUCGCCGUGCUAGCCAUCCACCAUGGAAUUGCUCCACCUACGGUCAACCUGGAGCAGCCCGACCCGCUGUUCGAAGGCGAUUUCAUGCCUUUGACCACUGCGAAGAAGAUGCCCAUACGAGCGGCCAUCUCGAACUCUUUCGGAUUUGGUGGAACCAAUGCGUCGCUGCUGUUCUCGUGCCCACCCUAGUAGCCCAACAGGAUCCUGUUUCUUUUUCACCAGAAUAUUCAGAGUAUUUUGUGCGCGAAGCGUCAGGAAGGCACCACCUGCGUUGAGCAGAAGUUGGGGGUUCCAGGCACUGAGCUUUGUGUUCUGCCCCCUUGAGUCCGGAGCAUUGCCCAACUUGUGGGCGUUGACUGCCCAAAAAUCUCUGCCUAUUUGUCUUUUUUUUUGUUUUUUUUAUACAGAGAAGUUUAUCUUUG
Molecule: messenger RNA, 1625 nt
Organism: Lolium rigidum
Lineage: Eukaryota; Viridiplantae; Streptophyta; Magnoliopsida; Poales; Poaceae
Product: 3-oxoacyl-[acyl-carrier-protein] synthase, mitochondrial-like
Exons: 13
Coding region: 16-1392 (458 amino acids)
Biological process (GO): fatty acid biosynthetic process
Molecular function (GO): 3-oxoacyl-[acyl-carrier-protein] synthase activity
Source: RefSeq, a predicted model, not a curated record